AUCCGGAACCUACCUGAGGGCUAUUUUAACGCUGUUAUAGUGGCCUCGAUGAGGACAGGAAGCCGGCGGCUUGUCAGAGGUCCCCCCACCACCACCACCAAGGGUUCCAUGUCCAGCCUGAGGACAGAUUGGUAUCCUGUGUGUAAUGGUAGAGUGAUAUAACACAGGAAGUUUGUGGCGAGUGAGUGACGGAGGUGGUUAUUAUCUCGUCUAGUUCUCGCCCCCCUUCUGCCUCAGUUACACGGGACAAUGGCACCAAUAGAGGGCAGUGAUGCUGGAGAACUUCGUCCACUGAAAACUUUGGAUGAACUUCUAGAAUGGACUGAGCAAAGCCAUGUAAAUGAUGAGAUUGUCAGUGAGAAGGAACUUUUCUCUCGUGUUUCUCAUCAUCCUCCAUCACAUCCAAAGACACUCAUUUGUCAUGAUAUGAUGGGUGGAUACUUAGAAGACAGGUUUUAUAAGGGAAGCAAAAAGAACGAUGCUUACAGGUUUUAUCACUGGUCAGGAAUUGAUACAUUCGUGUACUUCAGUCAUUCCCUUGUUACAAUUCCCCCAGUGUCUUGGGUCAAUGCCGCACACCAGCAUGGGGUUAAAGUCUUGGGAACAUUCAUCACAGAGUGGAAUGAAGGUGCUGAUGUUUGUAAACGGAUGUUGGCAGAUGAGGCAAUGAUUACAACCUGUGUAUCUCAGUUGGUUAACAUAGCCAGACAUCACAAAUUUGAAGGAUGGCUCUUCAAUAUCGAAAAUAAAAUAGAUCCUGAGCAGGUUGGACAAUUGAUAAAUUUUGUGAAGAAGUUAACACUGGCAAUGAAAGAGUCAUGUCCUGAUGCUUUGGUGAUAUGGUACGACAGUGUUACCAUUGAAGGAAAAUUACUCUGGCAGAAUGAGCUAAACAAUCUUAACAGGGCAUUUUUUGAUGUUUGUGAUGGAAUUUUCCUGAACUACACUUGGACAGAAGAUCACCUGAGGCGUACGCAAGAAGCCGCUGGUGAGCGAGCUGGACAGGUUUACGUGGGGCUUGACAUGUUUGGCCGCAACUUCUACGAAGGUGGAAAAUUUAACACUUACAAAGCCUUAGAGGUGGUAAGAGCUAACAAGUUAUCAGCGGCCAUUUUUGCCCAAGGUUGGACAUACGAAACUCAAGACAAUUUUGUAGAAGCUGAGAAGAAGAUGUGGAAAUCCUUGGCCCCUUAUCUUGCACAUCAUGGGCCUUGUUUCUUACCUUUCAUGACAUCUUUCUGUCAAGGCUUUGGAGAAAAAUAUUUUCUGCAAGGGAAGAUUGACAGCAAUGACCCAUGGCAUAAUCUGAGCAAGCAGCAGUACCAGCCUCUCUGGUCUCAGGAAGAAGAAUCUGCCACUUUAAACAUUGUUACAAGUGAAGCCUUCACUGGAGGUGGCUGCCUUGGGCUAACCACAGUCAGUCCUACAACUGUCAGGUUAUUUGUGUGUGGAAUAAGCUGGAAAGUGGAACUAAUUGUGACCGUGUGUUACAAGUGGAGUGGACCAGCUGUGCCUUUUAGCUUAGUGUUGCAGCUUGGACCUUCUACAAGUACUAAUGAUGCAUCUGAAAUCAAAAGGUUCUUAACUCUCAAAUGUGAGACUGGCUCUAAAUUGCUGGAAGAUAAUGCUUAUCCUAAGAGGAGGAGAAUAAGUGGGUCAAAGAAGGAAAAGAUAGAUAAUUCUGUUUGUGAGCCUAUGGUGGUAACAGAUACUGAAAAAAAUGGCUGGAAAAUCAGAUCAUUCUCGGUUAAAGAAGUGGAAGGAAACGAAUUGAAACAAAUAGAUGUUAAAUUAGAAGGAGAAUCGACAGUCCUAAUUGGAAAACUGGACAUCAUCAACCGCUGUAUCAAAGGACUCGUCUAGCAAAGCAAUGGUGGAGCAGGUCUGAUUGUGUCGUUGAUGCUUGAAUAGUUGUUGAUUUGAAAAAGAAAUGUAUGAAUAUUAAUUUUAUAAUGUCAUACAGUAGAAACCUAAAUAUUGAUUUUAUAAUGUUAUAAAAUAAAAACAUAAAUAUUGAUUUUAUAAUGUCAUACAGUAGAAACCUAAAUACAGUAUUGAUAUUUUAAGGUCAUACAAUAGAAACCUAAAUAUAGUAUUGGAUUUUGUAAGGUAGAAACGUAGUAGAAACCCACUAUAACAGAACCCCAUACACUAAAAUAUCAGAUGCAGUGGAAGGAUUCUGAUCUGGUAAGUGCAUAUAUUUACAAAUUUAAGAAAAUACAAAUGGCUUCUGAAUAGUUUAGAAAUUCCCAGUAAACUGGAUUUGCAGUAGGAAGGAAAAUAUAAAAAAAAAGUAACAUUUAUUUACUUAACAUGUACGUUAUUAUUAAAACUAAUUUGACCUACUAAAUUAUUUUCCAAGACGAGAACCUUGUGAUACAGUUACAGGUCGACGUUUAGUCAAGGCAGGUGGACAAUCUGCUCAACUGCUGCAGAGAUACAUUUUAAGCUGCCUCUGCCAGCUUAUGCUAUACUGGGGUAUUAUGAGAAUUAAGUUGGAAGUCAAUAGUGUUGAUUAUGUAUUUUUCAUAUAUAUAUAUAUAUAUAUAUAUAUAUAUAUAUAUAUAUAUAUAUAUAUAUAUAUAUAUAUAUUUAUCUGUAUCUUAUACAUACAUAUAUACCAUUUGUUCUUAAUUGUUUAAGAUAAAUUAUUGCAUCAGUUGUUAUGUUAAAUGUAUUUAUCAAUAUUUGUAUUGGAGCUUUUAAACACCAUGAUCAAUAAAUAUUUAUUGCAGAUCAGCCCAAAAGUUUUUAUUGUGUGUGGAUGAAAUAAAAACACCAUGAUUUUGUUAGUACUAUUACUAAAUGAUACAGAAACAACAACAUUUAUCUUUUAAAGUAUUGUGCAGUACUUGUUUGAAUUAUGGUCCUAAUAUUGGUACAACAUUAAUAUAUAUAUUACAGGAGCCAUGGUUUGUGCAUUUCAUAGUUUUGGAAAAAAUGCAUAUAUUAAAAUACAAACACUUUAGUCAUAAAUCUCAAAAGGGUCAAGUUGUAGAUGUUUUAACACCUGCUCAAAUAAAUGAUACAAUAUGCAAAUUCUAGAUGUACUGUGGUGAGUUAUGCUAACAAUAGAUAUGUAGUAUCAUAAUGAGAGGUUAAAUAUUUUGCUGGCUAUAUUUAUGUAUGCUGUAUAAGCAAAAAAUAUUAAUUCAGUGUGCUUUCGAGUACCGGUAUUAGCACGUUAUCAAGAAAUGCAAUGGAGUAAAGAGGGUCAAAGUAAUGAAUAUAUGCACAGACUAUAACAUGAAUGAAGGGGGUGUGUCCUUGAUCUCCGGGCUGAUGUCAGUCAUCUUCCUACUAUAUCAGUAUGUAGUUAUAUAUAUAAUGCAAUUAAUUUCUUUGUUAAUUAUUUACCGAGGUCACAAUAUAAUUGCAGUAAAUAGUUAAAGCAAAAUAAUGUAGACCUGGCUGGAAAAGAAAUACAGGACAAUUUUCUUAAUCAACCCACAUAUUGCUAGCCUCUACAAUCCCAUGUAUUCCAUAUGCUUCUUUCUUAUUCCUUUCCGCUUAUACAUUUCUUUGAUAAAACAGAUGCAACUUUUGUGCCAUGAAUUUCCAUGUAAAUAAGAUUGAAUGAAAUGAUAACUAUAAUGACCUCAAAAAAAAUAAAAAUAAUAUACAUGGCAGCAUAGUUCUUCCAAGUCUGGAAUAAAGAAUCGGAGCAAUAGGAAUACAAAAUUUAAAAGUGGGAAUCAAACAGGUGGAGAGCCACACCAAGGCUGUUCAUCUUCUGGAGGGUAACAACAUGGCCGGCCAGUUCACGUGUACGCUCUGCCUCUUCCUCAAGCUUGUCGGUCAAAUAAUGGGAUAUCUACAAAAUUAAAAAAAACAGAUGGAGUUAAGAGUAAAACAGUUCAGCACAACUGAAUAAAGAGAGCUAAUUGAAACUUAAGAAAUCGGUUGAAUACAGCAAAUGAUUCAUUACAAUGUUUCAUUGUGAAUAACGAACAUUUGACAAAUAUACUGUAUUCAUGUAUAUAAAACUCCGGUUAAAUUAUUGGACUGCCAAACUUUUUAAUGAGAUUUUGCUUCCUGAUAUAUUUGCAAUAUAUAUUGAACGUUAUAUUGCAGUACUAAAACUCAAGUUUAACUGUAGCCGGAGCUGACAAUAUAUUUUAUUGAUUUUUAGCUCUAUCAUACUGAAAAUUAAAGUAUGUUUAUUUCAAAAUUAAUAUGUUUGUCGAUUGCUGGGGGGCCAGUGCACAAUAUUUUGGGGAGAUUGGUUAGGCCAGAUUAAUUAGAUAAGGGUGUUUUAUUUAUAGUAAUAUAGAUGGGACACCUGGUUGUGACCAGGUCAACCCUGUGUCCAGACUUCUGAUGCACACCCUCCCCAUCUCAAUGUGCACAUACCCCCCUCCCCAUCUCUAUGGGCACACCUCCCUCCCCAUCUCCACGCGCGCACCCUCCCCAUCUUUUAAAGAGUAAAACUUAAAAAGUUUAAGAAUACAGUAAAAAAUACAACUCUUGCUAUACAUAAAAUUGAAAGAACUUUUGGCAAAUAUGGUGUCAUAAUAAAUUCAUUAUCAUUCCAAAAUCUUUUAUCAAAAUUGAUAUACUAGUAUUGUAGUAUAAUUGGUUUUGCUAAAUUUCUCUGUGGGUUUUGACAUUUUGUCUAAUCCCCAAGAUCAAGAAAGGUUUGCCACACAUUAUCAUACAUGAAUACUGUACCUUAUUCCAUGCGUUAUAUGCAGGCGAUGAGUCACAAUAACGUGGCUAAAGUAAGUUGACCAGACCACACACUAGAAGGUGAAGGGACGACGACGUUUCGGUCCGCCCUGGACCAUUCUCAAGUCAAUUGUUUUGAGAAUGGUCCAGGACAGACCGAAACGUUGUUGUCCCUUCACCUUCCAUGUGUUAUAUAUACUAAGAAUGAAUAUCAUUCAGUAAGAACUACAGUAUAUCCAAAAUGCCUUGCCUUUAUAUACAUCUAAGUACCCAACAAAGAUGGCAAUUUUUAUUUAAAUGCAGAAUCAUAAAUUUUAUUUAGUUCUUACUUUUACCCUAAGAAAGUAUGUAAAAUAAGCUUUGUUUUUUUACCUCCAGAUCUCCAAAGUUUGUUUGAUUUUUAAAUGUUUUUAGGUAAAGCUUGUUCAAAUUCUUGGAUAAGUUCAGAGAAUCGUCCAGAACAUUUCUCAACGUGCUCACAUAUCUGUCGCUGAUGUCCGCAGUUUCGUACAAAGAAAGUUCACCCUUGAAGAAAUUUAAUGGAAAAUAUUAUAUCUGUAUCACAAAACUGUUGGUUAAUUACAUUCAUACACAUAUUUUCUAUUGUUUUUGUCAAGGACAGGCAGCCUGGUAUAUAUAUACAUGUUAGGCUUAUAUUGAGGGCCCCCAAAGUUGAACCACUGACUCUCCCCAGGAUGCAACUCUAAACCAAGCUGACUAACUCCUUUGUACCUAUUUACUGCUAGGUAAACACCUAAGCAUUUGGUGAUAGAAAACAUGCCCAACCAUUUCUAUCUUGCCUGGGAUUCGAACCCAGAAUUCCUGGUUGUGAGUCGAGAAUGAACCCAACUGUACUACCGAGACCCAUUUAAGAACUUUUGAAUGCCCUGUGAUAGUCUUUCUGGUGUGGUGCCUUCUUUUGACAUACUUAAAUGUAUACAUGCACAAUUCAUAUUUAAAGAUUAACAUCUUUACAAACACAGUCUUGACAAAUUUUAUCUGUGAUCUCUUAAAUACAGUCCGUAAUCUAAUACAUUAGAUUAGACACUAAGAUUACUAUUGCUUCACUACUGAAACCUCCAAAGUUAUCAAAUAUGCAUAAUAAAAAAUGUCAGAGAUACAUGAUCUCUGUAUUAUUUCAUGGACGUUGCCCAUUCAUAAUAGCUAGUAUGGUGCACAGGAAAAAUAGGAAAUGGGGGCUUAGGAUCUUUUAUUUAUAAAAGUAAUUGACUUGCUUUCAUGAAUUCAAAGGUUCUUGAAUAUGUGGCCAAAACUUCUUAACAUUUAUCUUUUCAUUACACUCCAAAAAAAAUUUUUACCUCCAUUUUUCUACGUAAGCCUGACUAACAUUUUUGUAAACAAUUAAUAUAUUUGCUUCUGUAACUACCUUUUAUUUUUUUUACAAGAUUGGGCACCAGAUAUAAAGGCAAAAUUAGUAAGGACAGUCUCUUAAUAAUCUUAAUAUCUUGGCAUCCAUCUAUAAUCACAAAAUAAAUUAUAACUACUCAUUUUCUCUCCCAUUAUUUCUUCAAUUACUUAAUUUUACAGUAGAAAGGUGCUUGCCUAAAAUAACAUAACUAAAAAUACAACAAAAAUAUAAAUAUUAAAAUAUAAAUUGUAUACUGUACAUACCUUUCCUGUGACAUUAAAGAUAAAAUUACCAUCUUCAAAGGUACCACCACGCUGAAGGAACUUCUUUAGGACAUCAAAAGCAUUCUUCCAUUGCUUGUCACUUGCCUCUAAUAGAUAUUUGGCCAGACCAGGACGCUCUACAUACUGACUUCCAUACUGCUUGCU
Messenger RNA from Procambarus clarkii (red swamp crayfish), 6465 nucleotides. RefSeq names its product cytosolic endo-beta-N-acetylglucosaminidase (gene ENGase). Lineage: Eukaryota; Metazoa; Arthropoda; Malacostraca; Decapoda; Cambaridae. Gene Ontology annotation, cellular component: cytoplasm. Gene Ontology annotation, molecular function: mannosyl-glycoprotein endo-beta-N-acetylglucosaminidase activity. Gene Ontology annotation, biological process: protein deglycosylation. The record is from RefSeq and is a predicted model, not a curated record.